CACAACUGACAGUCGGACUCAGCGCUUCUCGACAAGCCCACAUCACCAUUCUCCCCUACCCAACAAAGAGACCCUUCUCUACAGCCUCAAUAACUGCGAUAUCCUGGUGACUAUGGCGCCUUCUUGAAACAGCGCUGGUCAAAAGAGUCCGGACACAUGCAACACGAAAUGGCAGGCGUCAAGAGGUCCCUGGGGACCUUUCUUGGCCACGAGGAUACCUUGCUUCGGCCAAACGGCCACAGCCGACCGAAGACCGUCCACUACAAUCAUGGAAUUCCCCGCGAUAACCUCGAUAAUUCGACACCGCAAUCACAGUCUUUCAAACUGAGCGAUGUGCUUCAGUCUCAACCUCCAUCCCGGGCUACUUCUCGAGCCAAUUCGAGAGCCAAUUCUCAAUCCGCGGCUCCGUCAAAUACGGACCAACACGAUGGACUUACUCGAACGCCCUCUCCAACCUUUCCUCCCUUGACUGGGCAGGUUCCAGAUUUUAGUCCAGAUGCGUCAAUGAUACUUGUUGGUAUGCGCGGAGCUGGAAAGUCGACAUUGGCUAUCAUGGCAUCCUCGGCAAUGGACCGCAAAGUCAUUGAUCUUGAGCCAGCUUUCCAGAGAUCCAUGGGCCUGUCGAGUGCCGCUUAUAAGUCCGAACAUGGGUCUUCAGAGUGCUACAAGCAGCAAGCCAAGGUCCUGCAAAGUAUUUUGCAGCGACAUUCUACUGGCUGCAUCCUUGUCUGUUCCUGGAUGGAGAGUCGCGUGCAGAGUCUCCUCCGAGAGUUUGCAGCGACCAACCCAGUCAUCCACAUUGUCCGCGAUUUUGAUGCCAUUCAAAGUCAUCUCAAGAUCCGCGACGGUACCAAGGUCCAGAGCUUGCUCGAUGUUAGCAACGCCAUCUUUAGGUCUUGCACCAACUUCGAGUUCUUCAAUGUCACAGAGAAAGUUUCCAAGUCGUCGCUUUCUCGGGAAUCAUUGACACAAAGAUCACCUGCUCCAUAUUUAACAUUAAAACAUGUUGAGCGACACUUCCUAAAGUUUCUGUCUCUUGUUUACCCAGCGGGCACAAUACCGUUCACAGAUUCUGCAUUCCCAUUAUCGAGGAUACCUGCGGAGGAACGCAACUUUACCUACGCUACCUCCAUUCCUCUUGCCGACGUUCUUAAAGACUCUGUGGAUGUUGAAGAGCAUGUCAUUGGAGCAGAUGUUGUGCAAAUAGUCGUCCAUGAUUUGGCUGAACAUGCCGAACAGGGCACAUUGACGUCUGAAGCCAGCGCAAAGCUGCUUGCCAACAUUACCAAAGGUGUCGGUAUCGUAAGGCGAAGCACAAUCUUACCCAUAAUCCUGCAUCUAUUCCUACCUCAUACAGCAAGCGACGAAGUCUUGCGUGUCUACCUCGAUCUCGUUCACCAUUCCGUACGACUAGCACCAGAAAUGAUGACAGUUGAUCUUCGACUCGAAGACGUCCACAUCUCACGCAUACUAUCUAUUCGAAAGAGAACAAAGAUGAUUGGCAAUUGUUUCAUUACCACAGAUCCUCCGUCAUGGGAAUCUCCAAUAUGGAUGUCGUGGUAUAAGAAGGCCAACAAUCUGGGAUGCCAUCUUGCUCGAUUGAUUCGACCUGCAGUUACUAUUGAAGACAAUUUCCGCAUUCACUACCUUAAGACAUCAGUUGCAGCUUUACAGGGGCCGAAGAUCCCACUUAUAUCUUACAAUUCUGGCCCUCUGGGUCGGAAUUCCCAAGCUUUCAAUCGUAUUCUUACUGUUGUCCGACCAGACUCGCUGGAGCGGGUGAAUCCCAGGCCCCCAAUAACACCAUCAAUUACCACGGUCGGCGCAACAGAAGCUCUUUUCUCGUCUUUUAUAUACGACCAGAUGAAGCUUUACGUCUUUGGCGCCAACGUGAGCUAUAGUUUGUCUCCUGCGAUGCACAAAGCAGCAUUAAAGGCAUGCGGUUUGCCCCAUACCUACGAACCAGUGUCUUGCGCGUCGCUUAGAGGAAUCAAGCAUUUAAUCGAGGAUCCAGAAUUUGGUGGAGGUUCAAUCGGCCUCCCCUUCAAAGUUGAGAUCAUUACCUUGACACAUUCAUUGAGCAAACAUGCCCGGGCAAUCGGUGCCGUUAAUACGCUGAUUCCCAUCCGCUCCCUAAAUGAAGACGGGACAAUUCCUACUGGGGCUGCUUUCUUCGAUAGCGUUAAUCGCUCUGGUCCCAUCAAGGCUCUGUAUGGCGAAAAUACGGACUGGAUUGGCAUCCGCGCGUGCAUUCGCCGCGGCCUCUCUCCCGCCAACGCAGUCGUGUCCAGCACCUGUGGUCUGGUCAUUGGAGCGGGUGGCAUGGCUAGAGCAACGGUCUACGCGAUGCUUCAAGUUGGUAUCAAGAACAUUGUUAUCUGUAAUCGCACACCCAAGAACGCCGAAAAAAUGGUGUUGCACUUUACGCAGGUCCUUGAGAGGAAGGACCAUGGCCUACUGAGCGCCGGUAGCGAGCAUUCUCGCUUCCAUGUCAUCGAGUCAAUAGAAGAUGCCUGGCCAACAGAAUUCCGACUACCCACCGUCAUUGUUUCUUGUAUCCCAACUCACCGCAUCGGCAACGUCCCAGCCCCCGAACUUACCCUCCCCAACGAGUGGCUGGGAAGUCGGACUGGUGGUGUCGCAAUUGAGCUUGGGUACAAGACAUUAUAUACACCAUUCCUAGCCCAAUUCCGAGCAGAGUCGCAUCGUGGUUGGUCUCUUCGGGGAGUCAAGCCUACCCUGAAGUUCUCGUCUCGCUUAUAUCACAAUGCUGUCGCAAAGUUCACCAACAUCGAUAAAAAGGGCAUGCCUGUCUCCUAUGAUACUGGUAUCAUGAUUGGCGAACCUGGGGAAAGUUAUAUUUAUAUUGAGCCCGAUAUCGGGAAAGCUUUCAGGCGUGCUGUUGUUUCCCAACUUGGAUCCGAUGGUGCACACCAAGUCGUAACGCUGCCACUUCGUUUUGAUCACCGUUCAUUACACUUCAUACAUCGGAAUUGGAAUGCAGUCGCACUUGAUAGGUCACCAGACGGCUUACUUGAACCUGGAGCCUCUAAUCACCCUUCUUUAAUUGGUCUGUUGAUUCUUCUCAUGUUUAUGAUGUCUGCCCAAUCCUUUCGUUUCCUCACUGCAGCUCAAAAAUUUCGACUCUACGAAACAAAUAUCAUUCGCGCUAGACCUACCCAGAUGACUUACCUCGAGUCUGCUGUUUUCUCGCCCCAGCAACACAAGAACUAUGACCAGGAGGAUCCUUUUCAGCUAGGAAGCAUUCUAGCCCAGAAGAUCAUCCUAAAUCACCCUUAUCAAGAUAGGAACAAGAGGAUGGCUCUGGUAGCGGCCAAUAUGUUCCUACAGUUACACGGUUACCAGCUACGGAAGCCACUGUUUAUCAGCGAUGAAAUCGAUGAACAAAUUAAGGACGCCCAUUGCGCUGUUGCCACGAAACAAUGGGAUGCUAAGCAGUUGGCAAGCUUCUAUAAGAGUAUUGCAACAUCACUUUGA
Messenger RNA from Fusarium oxysporum Fo47, 3498 nucleotides. RefSeq names its product type I 3-dehydroquinase-domain-containing protein. The coding region runs from base 157 to 3498 and encodes 1113 amino acids. The transcript is spliced from 5 exons. Gene Ontology annotation, biological process: chorismate biosynthetic process. Gene Ontology annotation, molecular function: 3-dehydroquinate dehydratase activity; 3-phosphoshikimate 1-carboxyvinyltransferase activity; shikimate 3-dehydrogenase (NADP+) activity. Lineage: Eukaryota; Fungi; Ascomycota; Sordariomycetes; Hypocreales; Nectriaceae. The record is from RefSeq and is a predicted model, not a curated record.